This is a messenger RNA of Melanotaenia boesemani (Boeseman's rainbowfish), 2199 nucleotides long. It is a transcript of the gene dzank1, whose product is annotated as double zinc ribbon and ankyrin repeat domains 1. The record is from RefSeq and is a predicted model, not a curated record. NCBI's taxonomy places the organism in Eukaryota, Metazoa, Chordata, Actinopteri, Atheriniformes, Melanotaeniidae. Gene Ontology annotation, molecular function: protein binding.
AUGGACAGUGGUUGCCAUGGCAGCAGGGGUCAGUGUCAGCUUCCACUCAUCAUUCCCAUCAUCCACCUGCAGACUCACAGAACCAAGAACCACAUCACUACCAGCACACCUGUCUCCAUCCAGUCAGACUCUUCAGGUGUGCAGAUCUACUUCACUCUGGACGGUUCAAAGCCAGGCAGGGACAGCGGGGGGACGGCGGGCAGCAGCAGGAAGUACAGCGGGCCCAUCCUGCUGCCUGCUGGCCGGGUGUCUGUCAGAGCCAUGGCCGUCACCAGUGAUGGCCGUCAGAGUUCUGUGGUGACCAAGGUCUUCUCAGUGGAUCAGCUGGAAGAUGUGGAUCCACAGAACCACCAGCAGGUAACCACACACUUCAUCUGUCUGAUGGAACUUCCUGCCUCUGCUGCGAACUCUGACAGUUCUUCACCGAGUCCCAAAGCUGCGAACGGUCUAUUGGUUUCCUACAUGGACGUAACUGUCUGUCAGGCAUCACAUGAGGUGGAGCAUCUGAGCAGCACGGACGGACCCAGAGGCAGCGAGAGACCAACUUCCUGUCCAUCCAGGUGUCCUCACUGUCUCAACGCUUGCCCAAACAGACCCGUUGGCCUCAGUUCUUGUGCUCAGUGUGGCGCCGUGGUUCCUCCGUUACCAGGCCAAAGACUUCCCCCUCCUGAGGCGGCACAGACGCUGCUGUGUGUCUUCUACCUCCAGGCCUGCCUCACCCUGCAGGAUCAUGUGGUGUGCGUUUCCUGUGGAAGUGGGAAUCCCGCCAACAUCUCCAGCUGUCUCACCUGUGAACACCAUUUGAAGCCGGUGGGCUGCGGUGAUGUCAGAGCCCCCUCUGUUCCAACAACCAACAGCAGGAUGUCCACCUGCUCCAGGUGUGAACGUCUGACAAGUGAUGCCAGAUUCUGCGACUGGUGCGGCGCCAAGAAGGCACAAGCUGUUAACCGUGUGGCAUGUUGGAGAUGUGGAGCGAAUGGACAUCCAUAUGCUCUCUUCUGUGCUGCCUGUGGUGUUCGCCUUGAAGCCCCUGCCCCGCCUACUUCCGGCAGUGACAUCACACACCCCGUCAGGGACGCCACCUCCAGUCGGGUAACUCCGCCCACUGUGGAUCAGUGCACGCAGACAGUAGGACUUUAUUAUCCGUCAGCAGCUGAGCUGGAGAAGAAGGAGCAGCAGAGGGUACUCCAGGUGAAACGCCGCCCACCGCUGACCGCCAUCAGCCCCGGCCGAGGUUACUGGAGGAAGCAGCUGGAUCACGUGUGUGCUCACCUGAGAAGUUACGCCCAAAACAACGCCCCUUUCAGGGCUCUGCUGGGAGAGCCUCGUCUGGGUCGGAUGGUCUCUGCUGUGAUUCAGGAUGAUCACGAAAAGGUCAGUCUUACCUUCAGCUUCAUGUCAGCUCGACAGGACGAAUAUCAGGAUGGUUCUGAUGGACCGGCAGGUGGAGGAUCUGGACCGCAGGUGGAGGAUCUGGACCGGCAGUGUUACAGAGCAAUCCAUCAGCAGCAGCCUCAGAUGUUGCCGGGCCUCAUGUGGGAUCAAACCAAGACUAAAGUCCACACCUGCAGCGUCCAACAGCCAGCUACUGAAAGAGCUGGGUCAAGGUGGGGUCGGAUCAGCACUGUCCAGCAGCUCCUCGAUCAGGGGGCAGAUCCUUCCUGCUGCGGCAGUGAUGGCCGACAUGCCCUGUCUGUUGCCGUGGUCAGUCACCAUUAUGUACUUCCUGUUCUGGUGCAGCGAGGAGCCGACGUGGACCAACGGUCUGGACCGAUGAAGAACACAGCUCUCCAUGAUGCUGCAGCUCUGGGUGCCAGAGGUCUGCAAUGUGCUGAAGUCCUGCUCAGAUGCAAGGCAAGCAUGCGUCUCAAGAACGGCGCCGGUCAGACGGCGUAUGACGUGGCGGUGACCUCCAGCUGCAGCGACAUGGCGUCUCUGAUGACAGCCCAGACUGGACUGGAUUUACUGGGCCAACUGGGACGACCUAGACUGAACCUGAUGUGUUCUGACUGGUUUAUCUGCAGCAUCGGGAGCUUUAGUCCCAGACAGUCUGGUCAAGGUUCUAGUAAAUUAGAAAAGAAAGUAUGAGAUCAUCACAGGAGGAAGUGACCUCAGACUUUCAGCACCUCACUUCCUUGUGAAGGACCAAUCAGUUCAAGUUCAAGUUUAUUUAUAUAACACAUUUUCUGCAACAGCAGA